Messenger RNA from Synchytrium microbalum, 1302 nucleotides. RefSeq lists its product as uncharacterized. Lineage: Eukaryota; Fungi; Chytridiomycota; Chytridiomycetes; Synchytriales; Synchytriaceae. The transcript is spliced from 4 exons. The record is from RefSeq and is a predicted model, not a curated record. Gene Ontology annotation, biological process: cellular response to misfolded protein. The coding region runs from base 1 to 1302 and encodes 433 amino acids. Gene Ontology annotation, cellular component: endoplasmic reticulum membrane. Gene Ontology annotation, molecular function: Hsp70 protein binding.
AUGAAUAAGGAGGCUAGCCAGCAAUGCCUGGAUAUGUCCAAGAAGGCAUUCGAGUCGGAACAUGAUACAGCAAAGGCCAUCAGAUUGUGCAAAAAGUCAUUGAAUCUGGUUGGGGACGCAGAAGAGAAUAAAGAAGCCCAUAAAUGGCUGGAAUUUCUCGAGUCUCUGACCAAAUCCACGAAUGGAACUCCCUCUCGAAGCAAUAGCACUCAUAGUGACAAUAUGGAGGACUCAUCAUCAUCAUCGACAAGAAAACGACCAACAUUCAACUCGACCUCGAGCGAAAGCCUUAAUAGUGGUAAUAAUACUAGUAGUACGCCCACUAGCACCUCAUCUUCAUCGACCAAUGCAAACGGCAAAUCGUAUACAAAGGAACAAGUGGACGGAAUCAAGAGGAUUAAAGAUUGUCGAUCAAGAGGUGACUUGUACGCUGUGUUGGGUCUAAGGAAGGGUGAAUGUACAGAUGAUGAGAUCAAGAAGGCUUAUCGAAAGUUGGCACUCCUCUUUCAUCCAGACAAGUGUGGAGCUCCAGGAACGGAUGAGGCUUUCAAGGCAAUUGGAAAUUCGUAUGUAAUACUGUCAGAUGUCCAAAAACGAGAACGAUAUGAUAGAUAUGGUAUCGAUUCAGACUCUCGAUCAGCAGCAGCCGCAAACCCAAUGGCAGGAUUCCAGAAUCGAGACUUUGAAUCCGAAAUAUCACCAGAAGAUCUAUUCAACAUGUUCUUUGGUGAGAUGGCUGGUAGUGGAAUAGGCGUCCGCUCAUACUCGUUUGGAAAUGGAGGACCACCAUUUGGACAAUACCGUACACGCUUCCCAAAUCAACGACGCUACCAUCAAGAGAACGUACAGCAACAUAAUGGACCACCGCCCACUCGACUGACCCAAUUCUUAUCCUUUUUGCCAUUAAUUGCCCUAUUCUUAUUCUCGAUAUUAUCCAACUUUAUGUCAAGUGGUAUUGGAUCUGCACCUGAAAACAUGUUCUCAUUGUCGAGAACAUCACAGUUUUCAUUACAGAGGGCCACUGCAGCUCAUAGUGUGCCGUAUUGGGUAGAACCUACUAAAUUUGUGAAACAGCCUAAUGUCAAUGAACGUGAUUGGAAUCGCAAGAUACGGCAAGUUGAAGAUGCUGUCGAAUACCAUCAUUUAAGGAAUCUUCAAAUACAAUGCUCGAACGAACGCGAAUUCCAGAGGCAGAAGAUCAUGUCGGCGAGAGGAUUAUGGAGGGCAGAUGACGUUAAACUGAGAGAGGCUCAAUCAAUGAAACUGCCCAAUUGUGAAGCUUUAAGUGCCUUUGGCCGAUAG